ACACAUAUUACUUCUCCAAAGAGGCCACAACGCUGGAGAGGCCGGAAGACAGCGGGAGAGGUCACGCGACCUCCCGCAGCCCCAGCGCGUCCCCCGUCUAUUGGGGUGGGGGAUUUGGUUUCGCUAAUGACGGAAUCUAAGGCGGCGCCGCCACCAGUUCCACUACCUCUCUACAAGCAGCGAUCUUGGUCUGCUGAUACCUAUCGCGAUGAAGUUUGGUUGAAAAGGAAAGGUAAUCACAAGAGGAAACAGAGAAGCGGGAGCGUCACCGACGAAGAUCUCGAUGAGCUUAAGGCUUGUAUCGAAUUAGGUUUCGGGUUCGAUUCUCCAGAUUUAGAUCGAAAGCUAUCAGAUACUUUGCCAGCUCUAGGUCUAUAUCAUGCCGUCACCAAGCAAUACAGUGAUAGCAUUUCAAAAUCUUCAUCUUCGGCUCCUCCUUCAGAGUGUGAUGCAUCGUCUCCACCUGGAAGCCCUCUCACCAUCUUCAGCCCAGGUGAUGAUCCUCAAAUUGUCAAGACGAGAUUGAGGCAGUGGGCACAGGUCGUUGCGUGUUCGGUGCGUCAAUCUUCUUAUUGAUUCCACUGGCGGCGUUCUCCGAAACUCCGACCGAUUCUAUCAAUAGAUUGAACAAAAUUGAAGAAAAAAAAAAAUUGAAAAAAGGAAGAAGAUAAGGUGAUCAAUCAAGCAUUGACUUUAUUGGGUUAUUUACAUUUCAUUAGUAAUUUUCCAGAUUAACUUUGGACAGUUGCUGUAUAUAAAGUGAAUAAUCUGAUAAUGUAAAAUCUGUGCAAUGGUUUCUUCUUGA
Macadamia integrifolia is the source of this 805-nucleotide messenger RNA. RefSeq lists its product as uncharacterized. Lineage: Eukaryota; Viridiplantae; Streptophyta; Magnoliopsida; Proteales; Proteaceae. The transcript has 2 exons. The record is from RefSeq and is a predicted model, not a curated record. Bases 127 to 576 code for a protein of 149 amino acids.